This is a messenger RNA of Colletotrichum aenigma, 882 nucleotides long. RefSeq lists its product as uncharacterized. Lineage: Eukaryota; Fungi; Ascomycota; Sordariomycetes; Glomerellales; Glomerellaceae. The transcript is spliced from 3 exons. Bases 1 to 882 code for a protein of 293 amino acids. The record is from RefSeq and is a predicted model, not a curated record.
AUGUCCUGGAUCGACACAGAGAUUCGUGUCUAUGACGAGUCUUCCGCCAGCACAAGUCAAACCGGUUCUAGUGUAUCUCGUAUGGUCAUCACAGGCCCGAACAUUCAGACCACGCUGAACACAAGCGUUCCAGUUUUGGGGACAUUGGCGAUCACCGACAUCUGCACCGCUAUCCACGGCGCAAUCUACCCUCAAGUAGGACUAGAGAUAGACCAAUCAGGUAUCCUUCGAGGUCUAUAUAAAGUUGAAACUAGGCAAUACCACCUGGCCGCUAAUUUCGUCACCAUGGAUCACUUCCUCCCUGUGAUUCAUAGGAGGGAUCAUUCUAUGCCGGACCUGUAUUACCUCGCUCUAACCUUGGUUUCAUCCGUGUUGCAACUGGGAGAAACACCGUGGCUUGUACAAUCAUGGAGCCGGCAACGGAUCGCCUUUCUGCGACUGGAAGAUGGUAGCCAGUCGUCCGUGGAUAUCAAGCAUCCAUACCUAGCUUGCCAAUAUGACUCUGAUACCGCAGUGCCACAACACGAGGCCCAGACUGCUGUACUACGGCUGCGCAACCGACGAACCAUUUUGGCGCUCGCCAUUAUGCUCCUUGAACUCAACUUCGGAACGCCUAUCGAAAACAUCAGGACAGAGUCAGAGAUGGGGCCAGAUGGGCAGCCACACGAGCAAACGGAUUUCCUCACCGCACAGCGAUGGUUCCUUCAGAAGGAAAAUAAAGGACAACUAACCAAAGGGUUCAAAAGCGCGAUUUGGCACUGCCUCCAAUUUUCCACUCACUAUGCUGCGUCAUUUGACAACGACAGCUUUGUUCAAACCAUUCAAGAAAAGGUGCUGGAACCAAUUGAGCAGGAGUUUCUUGGGACUUGGGUAGACUUUUAG